Molecule: messenger RNA, 1636 nt
Organism: Carassius auratus (goldfish)
Lineage: Eukaryota; Metazoa; Chordata; Actinopteri; Cypriniformes; Cyprinidae
Gene: lratb.2
Product: lecithin retinol acyltransferase b, tandem duplicate 2
Exons: 2
Coding region: 569-1231 (220 amino acids)
Biological process (GO): vitamin A metabolic process; retinol metabolic process
Cellular component (GO): rough endoplasmic reticulum
Molecular function (GO): phosphatidylcholine-retinol O-acyltransferase activity
Source: RefSeq, a predicted model, not a curated record
GAACCCAAAAUGGUUCUUCUAUGGCACCGCUGUGAAACCUUUUAGAAUUUUUAUAUUUAAGUGUAUACAGUAUAAAUAGAAGACUUUUUAAUUAUAUUAAUUAAUAAAAAAUAAUUAUUAUUGACAUCUAGUCAGUGAACUACCGUAGUUGUAAGUUGUUUACCGAAAGCAAUAAACAUACAUUUUUCAGUCAUUAAAAAAUGUACGUUUAACUUAAAUAUUGUUAAUUAAUGUUUGUCUGAUCAGGCAUAAGAGUUGAUUUUAUGAAACCAAUGAGAAUCUUGAACAAUUCUAUAUUGUUAAGGAAUUAUAUAUGAUCAUUAUACAAUGAGCAUUGCCUUUAUUUGUUACAUAAAUAGAAAACGUUAGGUAAUAUAAUCCACAAAGCGUGAGAAAGUCAUUGAGCAACUAUGAAUUGUUUGUUUCAUUAGGCAUGUGAUGUACUUAUUAUGGAGUUUAUUCUGAAAAUAGCUCUGGGUUUGUAAUCCUCGAGCUCCUCCCCAGGCUGCCUCCAGUGGGAUAAAACCUGCAGGUGUCAGACCAUCUAGAAGCUCACCGCAUCUCCAGGAUGUUUCCUCUACAGUUCCUCUACAACUUCUUUUACAUCGCUGUGGUCACAGACACUGAAGAAAAGAAGAAGAAAGUGGUCCAGUAUGACACCUCCAUGUACAAAAGAGGAGAUCUCCUAGAGGUCCCUCGAACUCUCUUUACGCAUUUCGGAAUCUAUCUGGGGAACAACCGUGUGGCUCACCUCAUUCCUGAUAUCCUGCCGGUCUUGACCACUGACGAGAAGGCCAUUGAGAAAAUGGUGACUAACAACCGGCUGAUUUUGGGUGUGAUAGCAAAAAAAGCAAGUGUCCGGGUGGACUCCUUGGAGGACUUUGCAUAUGGAGCAGAAAUUCUGGUCAACCACAUGGACAAGGUUUGCAGUCGGUCUCCGUUCGAGGGUGAGGAGGUCGCUCGGAGAGCCGAGAAGCUCUUGGGCUCCGUGGUUUACAGUCUGCUUUGGUACAACUGCGAGCAUUACGUCAUGUACUGCAGAUAUGGCACCAGCAUGAGCUUUCAGACCUACCAGUUCUGCAAAGUGGUACGCAAGAUUGUGUGCAGCAAGAGAAGUUGUCUUUUAAGCUUUUUGUUAUGCUUGUUCAUCAUGUUUUAUAUGGGGUCUGUGUCCAUCUUUGGAAUUGUAUCCACGUUUAUAAUCCCCUCCACUAUUUGGAUGGCAUCCUGAAAAUUAUUUAUUUUAUUUUAUUUUAUUUUUUCAUCAAUGAGUUCAAAAUAUUGUUUUAUUAACCUGGGGCACCUAUUGGACCACUGUAAAAAAUUGGUCCACUGUAAUAAAAAACAAAAAAUACAAAGAAAUAUACUAUAUAUAUAUAUAUAUAUAGCAUAUAAGCAUAUAAGAAUGUGAUCUUUCCAUUACUGUCAUGUUAAGAUGCAUCAGAUAAUUUAUUUUCUUACUGUUUGUUGUGAAGCAAAAUAAUAAAUAUUAAUGUAUAUAUGAAACUUACUGAUUAUCAUGUACUGUGCAUGUAUAUUUAUGCAAUACUCGAAGGUUCUUUAAUGAAUUCCAUGGUAUAUUUUGUAAAACCAUGGUUUGUUAGUCAGUCUAAAAAUAAAUAAAAAUGCCAUUUAA